Molecule: messenger RNA, 4801 nt
Organism: Diorhabda sublineata
Lineage: Eukaryota; Metazoa; Arthropoda; Insecta; Coleoptera; Chrysomelidae
Exons: 9
Coding region: 275-1705 (476 amino acids)
Source: RefSeq, a predicted model, not a curated record
UGUUCAUUAUCUAACAAUCAUUAAAACACAAAACACGUCAUCUUUCUUAAAGUCCAUCUCUGUUAAAAUGGUCGAUAUUCGUUGUGCGUCACACAGCGCAUGAUCGUACCUGUUGCCCGCGUGGGUCCUUUGAGAUGCUGGGAGAAUCAUAAUUGUGUGUUUUUACCAUAAAUCUUUAUAGAAAAUGAGUAGAUUCACUUAAAAGUAUUGUCAAUUAUGAAGAUAUGUGUUGUGAAUUAGUGAAAAUACUUGAAAAACGUUUUUGGAGCUCAGAAUGCAUCAAGGUGCAUUCCUCAGCACCGGAUGGACUCGGGGAGGAGCUUCCGAAGUUGUUCGUCGAGCUCAUCCCGCUUCCGGUGCCCAAUGGAACGUUCAAGUCGUCAGGGGGAAAGUCAACGGAAAAUGUCUUUGGAACGCCUGUAAGGCUCUCAGUCUAGGUUUGCUGUUGAUGGUGUUAGGAGCAGCAAUGGCCACCAUAGGUUAUUACGCCGAUCAUCUAUCAGCAACUCCAGAGUUCAAAGGAAACUUCACGUUUCGAACGAAAAACGAAACGAAAAGUUUCCAUUUGAACAAUUUAUCCUACGCCGGUCCUAUCGUAAUGGGUGUCGGGGGUUUUAUCGUUGUGGCGGCUUGCGUUAUGACUUUCGAAGCGCGCGAUUCCGCAGCUAAAGUCGUACCGGCUAGAUUCAAACUGAGUACGACGGGUCCUCCGAGCGUUUGCGGUCACGGCAGCUGUAGCAGUAGACACAGCUCGUUGAAAACAUCAGCGGUGCAGGUUCAAACGAUGACUCAACACCCUUAUACUCAUCAGAGCACGUCCUCGACGGAUAGAAGGGCGUUGACUCAGUCUUUUUUACAUUUUUCUAGGGGCCUUGCGUUGGAAACGCAACAGAACAAGAAUUUGCUCAAACUUCCGCAGGGAUCUAUCAAUAGAAGUCCUUCCGCUCCUGAUCUUGUAUUAGAACGUACGGAACAGCCUCCAUCGCCGCAUAUCCGUACGCCCGUGCCCCAAAAAUCUAAUACGAAGCCGAAGACUUUCGCCGCAUGCGCUCUACUCAAUCCGGGUCUGCUGCAGAGACAUGCGCUGUCCGUUGACGAAACGGCGGGAAAUUAUAGGUUAAGUAAUGAUUCCAUACAUCCGUGCGGAAGUCAGGGAUCCAUGGCGAUGGAUUUACAUUUAGAAUGCCCCGUAACACUCCGCAUCAAAGAUAAACGUAGAAACCCACUAAAGAGACAAAGGAGAGUCGACGAAGAAGUCAGCCACGUACAAGAUGAAACAAUUAGACGAAGCUCCCAUUCUUGUUCAGUCAAAUUACCAAACCACAAUUUAAAAGACACUUCUAAAAGGGGAGGUUCGGCGCAUCAAUUACCAACACAUUACACUCACUGUCGAUCCUCUUCAACGAAACGGAGAAGCUCCAACGCUUCCGAUGUCGGUUGUAGAUCGAGACCGAGGAAAAGAGAUUGCGCCAUCGCCAAGGGAAAAUUAGAAAGGGCCAUAAGUUCGGAUUCAAGACUUCCUGGCGUUUCUAGAUACCCUCCUCAUAGAACUCCUCAAGUUACACCAGAAGUUAGUCCACAAAUUUCUCCGCAACCAACACGCGCUCAAAAUUCUUUGGAGGUAGAUCCGGGAGGUAACUGUGAGGAUAUUGAGGUUAGGUUAUCUCAACACAGUGUACAUUUUAGUAACAGUUCUCAGAAAUGAGGGAGGUCGUCGUGGUGCUGAUGACGAAGUUUUUCGAAUGAAUGUAUUUGGUAAUUUCUUUUCGUAUUCUGAAAACAAGAAAGAAAAUGGAGUUCAACAUUCGAGUUUUGCCGAUAUCUUAGGUCAAAAGUUUUUGAGCGUCGGGGUUUUUCUGAGAAUCAAAUUUUUCGAAGUCCUGGAUUCCAAUGUCCUAACUUUCUGAGCAUCAAGGGUCCUUCAGUUUUUAAAAUUUCUGUUCAUCCAAUUUUGUAUUUUUCUGAGUUUCUGAGCGUCUGAAGUUUCCGUUUUGUCGAAAUGCCAAUAUCUCAGCUUUCUGAGUAUCCGAGUUCUUAAUUUGAAAAAUUCCCAGUUUCCGAGCAUCUGAAUUUUAUGAUUAUCCAAGACCUUCAGUUUUGACCAUCCAAUUUUGUAUUUUUCUGAGUUUCUGAGCGUCUGAAGUUUCCGUUUUGUCGAAAUGCGAAUAUCUCAGCUUUCUGAGCAUCCGAGUUCUUAAUUUGAAAAAUUCCCAGUUUCCUAGCAUCUGUAUUUUAUGAUUAUCCGAGACCAUCAGUUUUGACCAUCCAAUUUUGUAUUUUUCUGAGUUUCUGAGCGUCUGAAGUUUCCGUUUUGUCGAAAUGCGAAUAUCUCAGCUUUCUGAGCAUCCGAGUUCUUAAUUUGAAAAAUUCCCAGUUUCCUAGCAUCUCAAUUUUAUGAGUAAACAAGUCCAUCAGUUUUGGAAACUGCGUAUUUCUGACCUUCGAAUUUUGUAUUUUUCUGAGUUUAUGAACAGUUUCCGAGUACCCGAUUUCUUGAGUUUUCAAUAUUUAAUAUUCUGAGAGAUUCUGAGCUAACGAAAUUGCAAUGUUCCACGUUUUCAAUCGCUUGAAUUUAGUGUAUUUCUUUUAUAACUCUCAGACUUUCUGAGCAUCCGAAUUCUUGGGUUUCCAAAUUUUUAAAAUUCCGAGCUUACGCAAUUCCGAAUAUCUGAGUAUCUGUAUCUUGCGGUAUUUUGCAUAAUUAUUGUGUUUAAUAUUCUCAACAUCUCUGAGCAUCUAAAUUUUCGAGUUUCUCAAAAUCAAGAUUCUGAAGUCACGAAAUUCUGAUUAUCAAGCGUCUGUGCCUUGUGGAAUUUUCAGACUUUCUGAUCAACCAAUUUCUUGAUUUUUAAACUUCCGUCUUUCUGAGCUACUGCGUCUGACAAAUUUCUGAUGUAAAAAUUAUUAGACUUUCUAAAUAACCGAAUCCUCAAGUUUUUGACUUCCGACUUUCUCAGCUCACGAAAUUCUGAGUUUUGGAGCAUCUGUACUUCUGGUUUUUAGAGCCUUCAAAUACUUAAUUUUCUGAGCAUCCGACUUUCUGAGUUUCCGAGCAUCUAUUUCUUGAGGAUUAUUGUGUAAAAUACUCUCUAGUUUUCUGAGACGCCAAAUACUUAAUUUUCUAAACAUCCGACUUUCUGAGCUCUCAAAAUUCUGAUUUUCUGAGCAUCUGUACCUAGCGGAUUUCUGCGUGAAAUACUCAUCGAUUUUCUGAGCCAUCAAUACCUAAUUUACUAUGCAUUCGUCUUUCUUAGCUCAAGAAAUUCAGAGUUUCGAAGCAUCUAUUUCUUGCGGAUUAUUGUGUGAAAUACUCUCCUCUUUUAUGAGCUUUCAAAUACUCAAUUUUCUGAGCAUCCGACUUUCUGAGCUCACGAAAUUCUGAUUUAACGAGCAUCUGAACCUACGUGAGAUACUCUCCGAUUUUCUGAGCAUCCAAAUACUUAAUUUUCUAAGCAUCCGACUUUCUGAGCUCACGAAAAUCUGAGUUUCUAAGCAUCCUCAUCUUGCGGAUUAUUGUGUGAAGUACUCUCCGAUUUUCUGAGCCUCCAAAUACUUAAUUAUCUAACGACUUUCUGAGCAUCCGUACUCUUCUGAUUUAUGUGUGGAAAAUUCUCCAACUCUGAGCAUACGAUUUUUCGAAUAUUUUAACUAUCUGAGCUCACGAGAUUCAGAGUUUAUGAAUAGCCGAGCUGCAUAAAUUUCUGAAUAUACGAGUUAACAAGCCAACGUUUUAUUAGCGCCCCGACUAAAACAUCUUUAAUACGUAGUACCGGUUGUUCCAAUAAGAACGGCUCUCGGCCAUGCCUCGGGAACCGUUUAUAUUACAGCUUCGGGAAAAAAAAUUAUAACAAAAGUGACGGGAGCGUAAUUAAAUACCAAAAAUUAUAAAAUAAGUAAUUUACAAAUUUUGCCUAAUUAAGAUGCAUUUAAACUAUGAUUAUCGUAUUCUUCAAGAAAUUUAGCGUAUAUUUGAUUUAACAAGUUUUAGUCUAUCUCUCCAAAUAAGAGAUGGGGGGAAGUGGGAACUUUAUUAUGAAAAAACGCCUGAAGUCCAGUGCUACUUAACAUAUCUAUGCAAACUUAGUCUUUUUGAAGAGAGCUCCUUUCUACCAAUAUAAGAGUUAUAAUUUCGAAACAACCUAAUGAAUAACGUGCAAUAAAUGGAAACAUGCAGUUUUAAUUAAGGAAUAUAAAAGUAGACCAAAUUAGCAACAGAAUAGCGAAAACUGCAUGUCGAUAUCUUUUUCGUAUUACGAGAUAUCCUAAGAAAUGUGUAAAUUUUAAGCAUUUUCCUCUAAACAUAAAUUACUCCGAGUUGACUGAACGAAUUUUAACAUUUGACCCCUCAAAAUUGUCUUUCCUUAUUUUAUUAAUAAUAGUUCCAAUUAUUAUGUCAAUAUUGAUUAUGCUGUCGAAACUGCGUUAUGGAAGUUAAAAUGGAAAUAUAACAUAACUCGCUAGUGACAACCUAAAUGUUCAAAUUGUCACCCAUCAUAUUCGAUACAAGCGUUUAUUCUUUAAAGAGUAGAUUGAACAGCAGUCUCAAUUUCACUUUUGUGAUGAAUUUCUUUUUCCCUAAGCUGUGCUAUAAACGGUUCCCGAGAUAUGGCCGAGAGCCAUUCUUAUUGGGACAACCGGUACAUACUGAAAAACUGGUCAAAUUAAAAUCCAAAUAUUAAUGAUGGAUGUUAUAUGAACUUAUAUUUGUAUAAAAAAAAUGUAGUAAUGAAUGGUUAGAUAGUUUUCACAUAAUAUACCCACUGAUUGUAAUUGUUGAAAAAAUUAUAUUAAAAAAAACAAA